GGGAACUCCUGCAGGUUUCUCUGCUGGGCGGCUAGGACAAGGCGCAGCCUGUGUUCUGCUCAGAAAGCAGUGUUCAGAAACUCUGUCCUUUCCUGAAUUCUGCUCCCAAAGGCACUGUGAGGUUCUGGGGUUUAUCCUGCUCAAAAUGCUCUCAGAGUUCUGGGUUAGUGGUAGCCUUUGCUGCACCUCUUUGCUUCGGUUCCAGUCUUUUUGCAUUUUAUUGUGGCCAGGGCGGUGAUUUUGUUCGGCUGGGUGGCACUGUACCCGGGUGAUGCUCCUUGGUGGCAAGGACCCAUGUUAUUUAAUGAGGAACCCUGCCCCGCCUCUGCUCAGAAUCAGCACACAGCGAAGUGAAAGCUGCACGAGUCCUUUGCCUCAGAAGGCAAAAGGAGUUCAGAAAAUAAAAGUACUCAAGUGUUCUUGAGAACAUUGUGUUCCUGCGAAGGGGUCAAGGUGUUUCCUGUGGAGAAAGGGUUGGUGUGUCAUCAGAUCGGCUCCUUACUGGUAUUUCAGCAUGUGAUUGCAGGUUAAUAAAUGUAAAUUCUGCAGGGAGAGUGUGCUCACAGUCCGAUCAGAGGCUUUACAGAUCAGGGACUUGGCAAUCAUCUGAGGGUGAACGCGCCUGGCAUUGUGACCCUGGGGUAAAUAAGUGGUUGCACUCCAUCCCUUCUCGUGUUUUCAAACACAGCAAGGAUGGCCAGGCUGACGUAGUGACUACAGAGGUGGGAAGAACUACAUCACUGCUGAAUUAAUGUCAGGAACAGAACUCAUCUGCAUGUCAAGUCUGCUAACCACCUGAUGGUACUAUGUGGGCAAGCUGUUGCAAUUGGUUUUGUCUGGAUGGCUCACCUGAAGAGAUGCAGCCACAGCCGUCGGCGGGAGCCAGAGCCCAAGCUUAUUCCAACCCCGGGUACAGCUCCUACCCAUCUCCCACAGCCUCUGAGCAGAGCUGCAAAGCCUGUGGGCUGCACUUUGACAGCUCCUCCAGGAAGCACAUCUGCUUGGACUGUAAGAAGAAUUUUUGUACGUCCUGCUCAAACCAGUCCGAGGACCGUCCUCCUCUCUGCCAUCUAUGCCAGCGUUUCCGAGCCACGGCUUUUCAGCGGGAAGAGUUGAUAAAGAUGAAGGUGAAGGAUCUGCGAGACUAUCUGGCACUCCGUGAGAUUUCCACAGAGUUGUGUCGUGAAAAGGAGGACCUGGUAUUUCUGAUUCUUGGCCAGCAGCCUGUAAUUACCCAGGAAGAUCAGAUAAGAACAAAUCCAUUUAAUACUAGUGCCUCUGGACAGCAAGACUUUGUGAUUCUCCCACCAACCAGCCUAGCAUCUUCUACCUCACAUAAUGCGUCUCCAGUGUCUACAGAUACCAUCUCAAGUUCACUAGCUCAGGAACAUCACCAGGCAAAUGGUUAUGUGCCUCCAAGCCAAGUCGGUAUGACAGGAGUUGAGAAUGCAGCAGAAGCACCAGCAGAGGAGGAGACACAGUCUACUGACUCAGAAGAUAACCUGGUGCAGGGGAGGAAGGCUUCUCUCUCUGACCUGACAAGCAUUGGAGACAUCAAUGCACUCUCUGUGCGACAACUGAAGGAAAUUCUUGCUCGCAACUUUGUCAACUACAAAGGCUGCUGUGAAAAGUGGGAGCUGCUGGAGAGGGUGACUCGUCUCUAUAAAGAGAAGGACCUUCAACAUCUAGUUUCUGACACUGAUGAUCAAACUGGUGGGGCCGGGCUCCCUGGCACGGAGGACAACCUCUGCAAGAUCUGCAUGGACGCAGCCAUCGACUGUGUCCUGCUGGAAUGCGGCCACAUGGUUACUUGCACCAAGUGUGGGAAGCGGAUGAGCGAAUGCCCCAUAUGCAGGCAGUACGUGAUAAGGGCUGUCCAUGUCUUCAAGUCCUGAGCGUGGGUAAGGAAGACUGGUGAUGCCUUAAAGCCUCAUCCACUGCUAAAGAAACGGUCAAAUCCCUGCGGAUAGGUAGGUCAGAGAUGAGCACAUGGACCCCAUUGGAAGCUGGAAGUGAGGGAAGGAGGAAGCCUGGGGAGAAUUGCUCUUACUCAAGCCCUGCUCUUCCUGCUGUCGUGCUUUAGACCACAGUGCCUGGACCCUGGGAGCUUCUUGCCAGCAGCAGACACAGGGAUCAUUGAUGCCCUGCAUUCUAGAAUAACCUGAUCCACCAGUGUGGGGACAGACGGAUGCUGGGCUUUCCUCCACAAGGAUCGGAUUCAGAGGCUUUGUAUUUUCCCCUGAAUAUUAAACUAACAUGGACUGGGGUCUCAAAGUGACACUUGUUUUGCUGCUUAGGCUGUACACCCAGCAAUAACUUUAUUUUCAAAGAUGAACACUUUACAGUGCUUGUUAAUUUUCAGGGGUUUUGUUUUUUUAAUUAAAUGGUAAAUUCUUAUGCUUGCAGGACAGGCAGGCUGCCUCCAAUUUUCUUAUUCAGAAUAAGCAUAAUUCUAGCGUAGUGUCCUUGUGGAAAAAUGUAUCGUUUUACUUGAAGAUGGAUUUUGUAUUAUUUAAAAUACAAGGGGUGUAGGACUUUGAAACUCGCAGCCUUACCUUGUGGUGUGGUGGUGGCAUUCUGUUUACGUGCCAGCCAGAGGGAGAUUCUUGCUUUGACUGUUGCUGGUUCCUUUAACUUCACAGCCUUGCUUACAGUAUGUGCCUGCAAGUGUUUUAACACUGACUUGACUUCACUUCAUCGAGGAGCUUGAAUCUAAGGCUCGAGUUUUUUAGAAGGUUUAGCAAGGAGAACACACAGCUGAAGAGCAGUAAGGAUGCCAUUGUUUGACAAUUAUAUUUGAGUACAGGUGACUUUCUUUUUAGAGGGGAUGUGGAAGAACACAAAGCAGCUCCCUGGAGUCAAAAAGACAAGCAACCAUCAUUGCAGAUGCUACUGUUUACCUGACAGCUUCCCCCCAUCCUCCUCUUUGCUCAGUUUUACAGCUCUGUUACAUUCGGGCUGCUCAUCAAAAGCAAUUUAUGCUGUGCUCUUUCUGCUUGUGAAGGUGGGCAGGGGAUUCAGUGGGCUGACACGUGACAGCCGCAAGCCCUUACAGCUCUCCUCCCCGACAGCGUGUUCAUUCAGAAGCCUGGCUAGGGAAAAUCCUAACUGGCCUGUUUUUCCCAUGGUGCCCUGCAAGCACAGGAACACACACGAUGUGUUGAACAGCCUCCUUCAUUAAAUUCACUGUGAAAAUCCACGUUGUCAUGUUUUUCAAUAAACUCAGGGCUGGGGAAAUUUAGGAGGAAGAAUUAUCAUUCCCCUGUGGACAGAGGUUCUUUUGCACGUUGAGGGUUAUGCUUAUUUUCCACAGCAGAUAAUCCAGUUGCAGGUGAAUGCCUGACACUUUAGGAACGAGAAGAUGUUCCCCCCAUGACUGUAAAGUUGCUUUCUGAAGGGAGGAGACUUUUUUCUUGCUCCUCCUCCUUACCCCCCCACCUCCGCAAAAGGAAGAUCAGAAUCUGGAGGAAACCGAAUGAUGAUCCAAAGGAAUAUAAUUAUCUGAACUAAUAAAUGGAAAUAUUUAUGUGCUUUAUCUACACUGUACAUAGUUUAAAUAUUAUAAAAGUUAAUAUUCUACUUGAAAUGGCACAUUAUUCUCUAUUAAAUCCUCUUGGUACUACAAUGGU
Cuculus canorus (common cuckoo) is the source of this 3629-nucleotide messenger RNA. It is a transcript of the gene RFFL, whose product is annotated as ring finger and FYVE like domain containing E3 ubiquitin protein ligase. The record is from RefSeq and is a predicted model, not a curated record. The coding region runs from base 807 to 1895 and encodes 362 amino acids. Gene Ontology annotation, molecular function: ubiquitin protein ligase activity. Gene Ontology annotation, biological process: proteasome-mediated ubiquitin-dependent protein catabolic process; protein K48-linked ubiquitination; negative regulation of extrinsic apoptotic signaling pathway via death domain receptors. The transcript has 8 exons. Gene Ontology annotation, cellular component: cytoplasm; plasma membrane. NCBI's taxonomy places the organism in Eukaryota, Metazoa, Chordata, Aves, Cuculiformes, Cuculidae.